GAUCCCACUGCUUCUGAUGCACAGCCGUCCCUCACCAGAGCUGCUGCUUCACAGGGACAAACACACCUGAAGGAAGACGCUCCACCUGCUCAAGUGUUGACCUCCUGCUUUAAGCCAGGAGAUCAAGCGUAGCUGCACAACAGAGACAUGUCUCUCACACGGGUGCGUUCUCCUGCACCUGCGAUCCAAUGCAUCCUGUCAUGUGUACAGUAGAUACUAAUACGUGGACUCAUUCGUCUUCUGCUGAGUGUUUUCAGCCUUGUUUCGACCUCCCUGGCCUGAUGUUAAGUGUUUGAAGGGAUUGGGACGGUCUUAUAUUACAAAAGGAUUAGAGUUCAUGACACCGUCUUAAUCCCUGGUUCCUCAGUGAGGAGGACAGGGAGAGGUGAGCGGUGAAGGGUGUGGCCAGGGAAGCUCUUCCUGGCUGUCCACUUGACUGUCAGCGUGCCCCCUCCACUCCACUGUUCCCACCAGUGCACAGAGGAGUACCAGCAGCGAUGGCAGCAGUCGGCUCAGUGGGAUGAGACCGAGUCAGACCUCAGCAUGUGUGAAGAAGAGUAACUGUUGUGGCUCCUUUUGGGCCCAAAGAGGCUUGUUUCCUCCUCAGCUCUGCUGCUCGUGAUGGACGCCAUGGACGUGUUGUGAUGCAGAGCAACAACUUGAGAACUUGGUCUGCAGUGACCACCAGGUAUUAACAUGUGGGUUCUGUGAUCCGACCUCGAGCGGACGGCUCUCAGUGCACGUGUGAAGGCACAUGAGGAGGGAUCAGCCUUCAGUUUAUAGAAAAGAGUCAUAUUUAGAGCUCGCUCAUGUGUACGUUAGUAUUUGUUGUGUUUCAAGACACUUAUCUUCGCUGUGAAUCUCCAGCCUGCUACAGAGAUGCAUGGAGGCCAGUACCAGGUGGCGAGCCCCAAGCUCCACCACUGUCAGUACAGCCUGACAGACAGCUCCUUCGCAGACUCCGAGGAUGAGGAGGCCGAGGCCCCGCCGCCACGCACCCCCCUGCAGAAGCUCACCACAGACAUGUGCAAGGACAGGAAGACCAUCAAGGAGCUGAUGAUAGGCCGCAGGGUGGGCUUCUACAAGGUCCGAGGGGAGAUUGGGUGCGGGACCUUCUCCAGGGUCAAGAUGGCGUUCCACGCUCUGGCUAAAGACAAAGUGGCCCUGAAGGUCCUGGAUAAGACGAGGCUGGACGCUCAGGCCCAGCGGCUGCUCUCCAAGGAGAUCAGCAGCAUGGAGCUCCUGCAGCACCCCAACGUGGUGCGUCUGUACGAGGUGGUGGAGACGCCCAGCCGCCUCUACCUGGUGCUGGAGUACGCAGGAGGAGGCGACCUCCACAACAAGAUCUGCAACGAGGGGAAAUGUAUAGACAACACCAGCAAGAUCAUCUUGGCCCAGAUCCUCUCUGCUAUCAAAUACAUGCACGACAUCAACAUCAUCCACCGAGACCUGAAGGCAGAGAACGUUCUGUUCACCUCCAGCAGCUGUGUGAAGGUGGCGGACUUUGGGUUCAGCACGCGGGUUUCGAACCGCACCGACGCCCUGGACACCUUCUGUGGCUCUCCGCCCUACGCUGCCCCGGAGCUCUUCAGGGACGAGUCCUACCUGGGGCCUCCGGUGGAUGUGUGGGCCAUGGGGGUCCUGCUCUUCUUCAUGGUGACCGGCACCAUGCCGUUCCGUGCCGAGACCAUGGGCAAGCUGCGGCGCUGCAUCAUCGACGGGGUCUACACCAUCCCGCCCUGGGUGGCCGGGCCCUGCCAGAAACUCAUCAGGGGCAUCUUGAGGCCAGUCCCAGCCGACCGCUACGCCGUGGACCAGAUGAUGGGCUGUGAUUGGCUGCUGCCUGUGGAGUUUCCCUGGUCGCUGGUGCGUCAGAAGCCGGUGAGUUCCCUGCAGAGCCUGCUGGGCUCGGAGUACGGGGAGCUGGAGGAGGAAGAGGAGGAGGAGAUCAGGAGCUCGCUGGAGGAGCUCGGCUUUACCUCCGUGCAUCCGAGGAUCAAUCGGCCCACAGACAGCCGCAGCCCCGUCACCGGGGUUUAUCGAAUCCUGCUGCACCGAGCACAGAAGCGCCGGGGCUGCGACUGCCCCCCCGUGGUACGAGGCAUGGUGAGGGACCCGAAGAGAGAGGGGCUCGGGGCCUACAGGGGCCUCAGACACACCUCCAAGCUCUGCUUGCUUUCAUAGCAGUCUGCUAGAGCAACGCUUUUUAUACAGAUUCUUUUAUACCAACAAGUUCACAGGGACUUUAAAAAAAAAAAUCUUAUAUAUACUGUUUAUAUACAUUGUGUAAGAGACAGUUUUUACUGUCAAAUCCUUUUUUUAACAAUUUGUAUUAAAGUCGUUUUUCUUCUUCCAGUCUGUGAAAGUGCCUGAUGACAUGAAAACAACUUUAUAAAUGUUCUUCUUAUACACUUUAAAGCAAUUUAAAACUUUGUAUGGCUUCUGAUCCCCUUCAAAAUAAAGCAACGCUGCUGGAAACCUC
Messenger RNA from Pleuronectes platessa (European plaice), 2482 nucleotides. It is a transcript of the gene nim1kb, whose product is annotated as NIM1 serine/threonine protein kinase. The transcript has 6 exons. Lineage: Eukaryota; Metazoa; Chordata; Actinopteri; Pleuronectiformes; Pleuronectidae. The record is from RefSeq and is a predicted model, not a curated record. Bases 880 to 2184 code for a protein of 434 amino acids. Gene Ontology annotation, molecular function: tau-protein kinase activity; ATP binding; protein serine/threonine kinase activity. Gene Ontology annotation, cellular component: cytoplasm. Gene Ontology annotation, biological process: microtubule cytoskeleton organization; intracellular signal transduction; protein phosphorylation.